AUGGCUCAGGCCUUCGACGACGAUGACCUCUCGCUUUCCAUGACCCGUCGCCCGACCAAUGGCUCACAAACCGACGACUCAAAUCCGCCCACUGCUUUGGCUGCCAUUUCAAAAUCACAACCUGCUCCUCCUGCUACCAACAAGAGACGCCUGGGUCAAUAUGACAUUGUCAGAACACUGGGCGAGGGCUCCUUCGGCAAGGUCAAGCUGGCCGUCCACAAGGUCAGCGGCCAGAAAGUCGCCCUCAAAAUCAUCUCCCGCCAGAAGCUCGUCACUCGCGACAUGGCUGGCCGUAUAGAACGCGAGAUCCAAUACCUGCAACUGCUGCGCCAUCCUCACAUCAUCAAGCUCUACACCGUCAUAACAACCCCAAAGGAGAUCAUCAUGGUCCUCGAGUACGCCGGCGGUGAGCUGUUCCAGUACAUUCUCGACCACGGACGCAUGCCCGAAGACAAGGCUCGCAAGUUCUUCCAGCAGAUCGUGUGCGCCGUCGAGUACUGUCAUCGUCACAAGAUUGUCCACCGUGACCUGAAGCCCGAGAACCUGCUCCUCGAUGACGCUCUCAAUGUCAAGAUUGCUGAUUUUGGUUUGAGUAACAUCAUGACCGAUGGCAAUUUCCUCAAGACUAGUUGCGGCAGUCCGAACUAUGCAGCCCCUGAAGUCGUCGGUGGUAAGCUAUAUGCCGGUCCAGAGGUCGAUGUCUGGAGUUGUGGUGUUAUCCUCUAUGUACUGCUUUGCGCUCGCCUUCCAUUUGACGAUGAAUACAUCCCGACGCUUUUUAAGAAGAUUCAGUCCGGCACGUAUCAUACGCCAAGCUAUAUUUCGUCCGGCGCCGCUCGUCUGAUCAAGAGAAUGCUGCAAGUCAGCCCUGUCACCCGCAUCACCAUUGACGAGAUUAAGCUCGACCCGUGGUUCCUCAAGGAGCUGCCCGACUACCUGACACCGCCUGUUGAGGAGUUCAUGGAUCAGGGCAUUGACCCCAAUAGAUCAAUUGACCCAGCCAAACUGGCCCCUACGAAGCCUGCAGUUGUGCAACAGAAAUUGCACGAGAGUGUAGUAGGCAAGCUAGGCAAGACUAUGGGAUACGCAAAGGACGAUGUGACCGAGGCCCUCGCUAAGGAUGAGCCCAGCGCCAUCAAAGACGCCUACCUCAUUGUGCGUGAAAACACAAUCAUGAAAGCUAACCCCUCGCUCGCACACAACCCCGAUCUGCAGCCAUGGCUUGCUCAAUCGCCGCCGACCUUCCAAACCACCGUCACUUCGCCACCAAAUGCUCGCCAUCCUGCCCCUGGAACAUCUAAUCCAGCCUCAAAUGUCGAGCAUCCUCGUCACGGUUCUACCAGCUCUGCUCACGAAGCUCGCACUCCUGCGACGACGAUUGGUAUACUACCUUCUUCACUUCCCUCUUUCCAUCAAGCAUACAUGCAGGGUACUACCCCCAGAGCUGCUAUCCCAGAAGGUGAACUAGAUCCGUAUGCUCCCAACAGUGUGCCUGGAGGCGAAGGCAAAGAGCUCACGUCCGAACAACGUGCUGCCGUCCUCAAGAGAUUGAGACCCCAUGUCAAGGGAAAUCAGAUAGGAGGCCGAGACAAGCCUGAGAUGAUGACACCUCUGCCCAACAAGGACGCCAAGAAGAUCAAACCAACCAAAUGGCAGUUCGGUAUUCGCAGUCGCAAUAGUCCUUCAGAAGCCAUGCUAGCCAUUUACAAAGCACUAAAGGCGAUGAACGCUGUUUGGGAAGCUCCUGUCGUGCGUCGUCCUGGCCAUGGCGAAGGAAGCCCGCCACGGAACCGCCGGCGUCAUGCCAGAGACGGAAGUCAAAGUCCUGAAUAUUCCGACUCGGACCCAGAGGCUGGUACUGAUCCCGAAUACUCUACUCAUGAAGAACGUGCUAGACGCCGUUCUCGUGGUGGACACGCAUCAGACAUGUCAGACGACGGCUUCGGCGAAGAACUGUCUCGCAGCCAAGGCCGCAAGUCAAAUAUCCGUGAACCCCUUGGACCUGAGAAUGACUGGGGCUACAAAAUCCCCGAAGACCCCUGGAUCAUCAACGCAAGAUUCCGCAAGGAUGGCAUGUUCCCGCCCGGCGUAGCACACCCAUCAUCAACACACUCUAGCCGUGUGGACCUGCAAGAAGGAAUCCGUCGCCGCAGCUCAACAAUGGGAAGCAGCACUAGUCUAGCAGCCUCACCCGCAGGUUUCAACUCACCCGUCCAACCAAGCAGUGUCCACGGCAGUGCCCACGCGUCCACCGAUAACAUCGCCGCCACAGGCCCCAGCAGCUUUGGCCAAGAAAGUCUGCGUCGCCGUCAUCCCGCACCCAACGAGAGCGCUUGGGUGUACGUAACCAUUCAAUUGUACUGCAUCGAGCAAGAUAGCUUCAUGGUCGAUUUCAAGUGCGCUGGCUACGAACGCCUCGUACGUCGCUUGAGACGCGAAAUCAAAACGCACGCUGAUGGUGAGGCGUCUGAUGUUUGGCGCGAAGAAGACCACGACGACGAAGACAUGGAUGAGGGAUACAUGGGCUGUGGAUGUAUACCCGAGGAAAAGGACAUUUCAAGUCCCUUCCCCUUCAUGGAUGUGGCUAGCAGUCUCAUCGUGCAGUUGGCCCAAGGCGCCUGA
Molecule: messenger RNA, 2622 nt
Organism: Aureobasidium vineae
Lineage: Eukaryota; Fungi; Ascomycota; Dothideomycetes; Dothideales; Saccotheciaceae
Source: the annotation of a GenBank genome assembly